AGUCCAUUCCAGAGACUUUUGUAUACAACAUAGACAUCAUUUUUCACAAGCUGAUCUCAAUCAAAUUAAUCAAGAAACCAAAGAAAAAACGAAACACGCCAAAACAAAUAGCGAUUCUUUAGUCAUUGCAAACUGCAAACAAGAAGACGACAAUGAAGCCUCCCCUGCCUUCCUCUUCCUCUUCGUCCUCCGUCCUCAGAAAGCCGCCACGUCAGCUCUCUCCCUACCUCUUCUCCUUGCUCGUCUUCAUCGUCUUCGUCGCGAUCCUCUACGGCGAGGACGUAAUGUGCAUCUUCAGCCAACAGCUCCAACUCGCUCCCGACUCGGCCCCACCCGCGGGUUUGGCUCUGGGUAGAGAGAGGAGGAUUGCUAAGGAGAAGCUGCCGUUCGCCGUCGGGAAAACCGAGGAGAGUUGCGACGUGUUUAGCGGGAAAUGGGUAUGGGACGAGUCGAGAUCGCUUUACGAAGAAUCGGAGUGUCCUUAUAUACAGCCACAGCUCACCUGCCUCGAACACGGUCGACCGGAGACAAAGUACCAGAACUGGAGAUGGCAACCCAACGGCUGCGAUCUUCCCAGGUUCAAUGCCACACUGAUGCUCGAGACCCUGCGAGGGAAGCGGAUGAUGUACGUAGGAGAUUCUCUGAAUCGGGGUCAAUACGUCUCCAUGAUUUGUCUUCUUCACUCACUCAUUCCUGAAGAUGAAAAAUCCAUGGAAACCUUUGGUUCAUUGACCGUUUUCACUGCCAAGAAAUACAAUGCCACGAUUGAGUUCUAUUGGGCACCAUUUCUUCUUGAAUCAAAUUCAGACGAUGCAAUUAUCCAUAGAGUAUCUGAUAGGAUUGUCAGAAAGGGGUCCAUCAAUAAGCAUGGCAAACAUUGGAAGGGCGUCGACAUAAUCGUGUUUAACACUUACUUGUGGUGGAUGACCGGAUUGAAGAUGAAGAUCUUGCUUGGAUCUUUCGAUGAUGAAGUGAAGGAUAUCAUGGAGCUAUCCACAGAGGACGCUUAUCGUAUGGCGAUGAAGAGCAUGUUGCGAUGGGUGCGGAUCAAUAUGGACCCUAAAAAGACAAGGGUCUUCUUCACUAGCAUGUCACCUACUCAUGCAAAGAGCAUAGAUUGGGGUGGUGUACCAGGCCGCAACUGCUUCAAUGAAACAACCAUGAUAGAAGAUCCAACUUACUGGGGUUCAGAUAGUAGGAAAAGCAUAAUGCAGGUGAUUGGAGAAGUCUUUAGUAACUCAAAAGUGCCCAUCACAUUCCUCAACAUCACCCAACUCUCAAGUUAUCGCAAAGAUGCGCACACGUCGAUCUACAAGAAGCAAUGGAACCCAUUGACCCCCGAGCAGUUAGCAAAUCCCGUUAGCUAUGCUGAUUGUGUGCAUUGGUGUUUGCCUGGCCUUCAAGAUACUUGGAAUGAGCUGCUUUUUGCCAAACUCUUUUACCCUUGAAGAAUGUAGUCAUGAUCAGUGGUAAACAAUUGUUUCCUUUGUCAGAUAUCGCCGCGCGAUCCGAUCGAGCGCACGUGAUUGUGAGCGGGAUUUAGGAUAAAUUUUUCCAUUCAAUUGUAGCAAUAUUGAUGUAUGGGGAGUUUUUGGUUUUUGGGAGAGGGGCAAGGGAAGGUGAACGAAUGACAACAGGGGUCAUGAUCAUUGUAAAAUCUCGCACAUGAAAGGAAAAAUACAAGAAAAUUGAUUGAUUUUUUUGUUUUUGAAAUUGGUGCAACUUUAAAGUGAAGAAUUUCAUUGGA
Molecule: messenger RNA, 1747 nt
Organism: Morus notabilis
Lineage: Eukaryota; Viridiplantae; Streptophyta; Magnoliopsida; Rosales; Moraceae
Product: protein trichome birefringence-like 33
Exons: 6
Coding region: 153-1448 (431 amino acids)
Cellular component (GO): Golgi apparatus
Molecular function (GO): O-acetyltransferase activity
Source: RefSeq, a predicted model, not a curated record